Messenger RNA from Colletotrichum lupini, 1014 nucleotides. RefSeq lists its product as uncharacterized. Bases 1 to 1014 code for a protein of 337 amino acids. Lineage: Eukaryota; Fungi; Ascomycota; Sordariomycetes; Glomerellales; Glomerellaceae. The record is from RefSeq and is a predicted model, not a curated record. The transcript is spliced from 2 exons.
AUGGAAGGUAACGGCGUCCCUGCCGCGGAGGCGUCCUCUCAACCACCGGCCAAGCGAGUCAAACUGUCGUCACCCGCUUCCGACAACACCAAGCCUGUCUUCGGACGCCUCGGAGUCAUCUUGAACACUGAAGACGCUGGAGACAUCACCGUCAAUAUCAGCAACACCAGACGCCUUGGCAAGCCCGUGAUAGACCAUCUCUCAGAAGAAACUUUCGCUUUUCAUGGAUCUCGCCAGCAGGCCCAUGCUAUGCUCGACAGAAUUCUGGACCACAGCGAGAAUACGAUCAUCAUGGGCAUUGUGAGCCUUCAACCAGAUAUCAGCGAGGCGACACCGCAAUCAAAGGCGCCGGCGACUGUCCAGGCUGUGGAUGUGACAGGUGCGGCAUCUGAGAACUCGACAGUACCGAAGCGGAAGACACCUAUGAAGCAGAGACCGGCUACGUCUAUUGCCAUGGAGAAAACAGCACCUGCCGGUGAGAGGCCGUUGGCACCUACGGCCACACAUCAGUCUCGGCAGACAUCCAAUGUCGCCGACAACCCCAAGCCAUUCGCGCCGCAGAAUUCAUCGCUUGUUCUUUCUCAGGGUCAUCUGGAGACUGCGUACAGAGUCUGGACGACAUGCGGACGGCGGACCACAAAGUUACAGACCCUGCUAAAGAAAUUCCCUGAAAAUGACCGCCCAAAUCCCUCGGUGGAGUGCAUGGUACUUCAGAAGUUAGCUGGAAAGGCGCCAGACAUGAUGGUUGGCGAACUUGAAGGCAUUGUACAUUCUUAUAUGCUUACAGUCUUCAAGCACAACUUGCGGAGGAGAGUUCCCCGGUUAGGAAAAGACUGGAUGCAUUUCCGGAUCCUGAGGCGACUGUGGUUUUACCCUGAUGUAGGUGAAGACGUCGACUUCCCGUGGGCUGAGAUGGCUCCCAAUUCUUCCGCCGGCUGCCCUAGCUCAGCUUACGCGACAUUCAAAGAGCACAAUGGAGUUGGGAUCGAGUCGAAGUUCUCAAUCUUCGACUAA